This is a messenger RNA of Paramecium octaurelia, 2236 nucleotides long. The record is from the annotation of a GenBank genome assembly. Lineage: Eukaryota; Ciliophora; Oligohymenophorea; Peniculida; Parameciidae.
AUGGGUGUUUAAUAAAGUGACAACAAUGAAGCACCUCCUUUCUUGUCACACAUGAAAAUGAUAUAUGAUAAAGGGAACUAUAAAGUUUAUGAGAAUGAUAAAAAUCAAAAAUUUGAUUACUAAGAAUUUAAAUCAAGCUAAAAUUCAUUUAAGAAUGAGUUAGAGGUUGCUUAAGAAAUUUAGAACCAAAAUUUUUAGGGAAUCGCUAAAAUCGAGUAGAUCUCUCUAUAACAAAGUGAAAAAUGGCUUAUUAAGUAUUCUACUUUAUGCAUUUUGACUGAACAUCCGACCUAUUCUCUAAGGGAGUAUUUGUAAAAGAAGGAAAAAACAUUAUCCAACCAAUAGAUAACUGAAUUACUAGUAUCAAUAACCGGAGCAUAAAACUAAUUAGGAAUGUAAAAACAAUAUCUUGGAUUUGAUAACAUAUAUACGAGUGAUGGAAAUGUUUGGAAACUCAAGCCAUUUUUUGAAUCCGAAUCCCCAUAUCAACGAUUAAUGAAGUAUAAGGCUGAGAAGACUCCUAAUUUCGAAUUAGACAGCUUCCCCGCUCCAGAAGAAUUUGAAGGUAAAGUCUGCGAUACCGAUAGAGUACAAAUUUUUGGUCUUGGUAUGAUUAUUUUAGAAUUGAUCACAAGUAUUAAGGAUUUUAUUUUGUAGAACAAAAAAGCAAAGAAGUCUAUUUACAAUAUAAGUUGAAUGAAUCAAUACUCUUGCAACGCGUUUAAUAGAUUUAAAAUCUGAAAUAGUAAUUUUCUGGAAAUUUAAUUGAUAUCAUUAUAGAUAUGGUUGAUACAGAUUUAGUCAGAAGACCCAAUUUCUAACAAUUAAUAAAAACUUUGAAGUCUCCUUCAUCAAAAAUAGUGUUCAUCUAAACUAAACUUGAUUGUCUACGAGAGAUCCCAAAACUAAAUCUUCUAGAUUCAGUUAGUUAUUUUGGAUAGAAUGUUUUAAAUUAAAAUGAAGAACAAACAAUAAGUAAAGCAAUAGAAGAAGCUUAAAAUUACAUUUCUAACAGCAUCCAAAAAAUGAAAUCAGAAUUGCAGAGCAUUCAAAAUCGGCAGAUUAUUGAGGAGUAAAAUGGAUAAAAAUAUGAAGGUCAAUUAGUUAAUAAUCUAUAUGAAGGAAAAGGUAGUUAUUAAAUCUAUUUAGGUCGACUCUAUUCCAAAAGAGGAGAUUUGAUUUAUGAAGGAGAAUUUGUGUAAGGGUAUUUUCAUAAUUUGGGAAUUCAGUAUUACUAAAAUGGAAUUUCUUUGAAAGAUAGCUAUGAUAUCUAGAAUUGUAAGAAUAUUAUGAAGUAUGCCAAACAAUACGAGGGUAAUUUUAGAAUGGGACAGUAAAGUAUUCUAUAAUAUUAGUAAACAUGGAAAAGGUAAAUUGAUUUUAACAAAUGGAGAAUAUUUCUGUGGGGAAUUCAAAAAUGAUGAAAUUGACGGUGGUGGUCAGUUUGUAAAAAGAUUGAAGGAGAAAAUAAUAGGGAUUUGGGAUAAUGGAAUAUUAAAAUCAACUCCAGGAUUUUAAAAAGAGUUAAUAUCUUUUAGAUCUCCUGAGUUUGUUAAUUAAUCACAACUUUCAGAAGACAACUAAAAAUAAUAAUUAUUUUUGAUUAAUUAAGAUGAGAUGCCUAAUCAUUAAUAACACCUAUAAGUUAAGAUUACAUCAAUUGAUUCUGUAAUAAGCAAACUGCAAACUUGCAAGAAUUAAUUGAUAGCUAAAAUUAAUACUCAUUUAUAAUAUUUCAGUCCUCAAUAAUAAUAAAAUAGAAAGGACCAUAAACUUUAUUUUGAUGAAGCCAAAACAAAAUUAAAGUAUGAAGGUCAACUUUUUACUGGGCAAAUGCAUGGAAGAGGCACUUUAUAUUUUGAGAAUGGAUAAAUUCCAUAUCAAUAUUAGGGCGAUUUUGUAAAUGGAAAAUUUGAAGGGUUUGGUAAUUUGAUGAAUGAAAAACCAGAGACCCAGACGCACAUUAAUUACUAAGAUUUGAGAGAUGUCAUUUAGACGGGGUAGUGGACAAAAUACUAAGGGACUUUUUUAAAAGGAGAGUAAGAAUAUAUAAAAAAUAAUAUAUAGGAAACAUGGACAAGGAUUUUUGUAUUUGAAUGAUAAUAGUGAGUUACUAGGGUUUUUUGAGAAAAAUUAGAUACAUGGAGAAGGAUAUUUAAAAAGACCACCACAAGAAGAUGUUUAUGCAGUAUGGUAAAACGGUAUACUUUAGAAGGAAUUAAAAGGCAAAUUAUGA